AUGGUGGAUCUUACGGUCACAGACUGUGUUGCUCUAUCUGUUUACAUCUUCACCUUCCUCCUGGGCCUUCCUGCCAACCUGCUCGUCUUCUUCGUCUACAUCCGCAAGGCUCGCAAACAUGGCGCCACGCCCAACGUCGUCUAUGCCCUUAACCUCUGUGUGGCCAACCUGGCGUUCAUGGUCUGGCUGCCCGUAAAGAUAUUAGAGACACUGCUAAAGGACUGGAUGCUGCCGCCACCCAUGUGCCCAAUUUACAGCUUCUUCCUCUACCUCUCGAUCUACGUCAGCUGCCUCUUCAUCACCGCUGUCACAGUCGGGCGCUACCUCAGCAUCGCCUUCCCCAUCGUCUACAAGAGAUACCGCCGGGCACGACUGUCAUGCUACAUUUGCGCCUCCUUGUGGUUGUUGGUGACGGCACACCUUGGGAUUGGCCUGGUUGCUGAAGGCGAUGCUUAUUUUGUUGUAGUGGAGAAUGACGUCUCCGCCUGUUACGACCAUUUCAACGCGACACAGCUGAAGGUCCUGCUUCCUCUUCGCUUGGAGAUGGCUGUUGUCUUGUUUAUAUUCCCUCUAAUUGUGACUUCCUUUUGCACGCUGCGAUGCGUCCUUCUGGUUUGGCGCUCAAAUUUGCCUUGUUUGGGGAAGAGGAGAGUCCUGGCGGUGGCGCUGUCCACGCUGGCUGUGUUUGUGAUCUGCUAUGCUCCCUACAAUGCCUCGCACAUUGUAGGGUUUGUUCAGCAUAAAAGUGUUGAAUGGAGGACAAUAGCGAUGCUGACCAGCUCCUGCAAUGUUUUCCUUGAGCCAGUGGUGAUGCUGAUGCUCUCCCCGGUCGUGUCCAGGGGCAUCCUGGGAAGAAUGUGCGGUCAGCAGAGUGACUUCAGGUGGAGCGAUGGGUCUCGACAUCAAGGAAAGCCUAUAAGUGGGUUUACAAAUAUCAAGGCACGACCUACAAUGUCUAAGAAGAUGCAGACAGAGGGUGAGGAGACAAAGGAAAGCAAAGGAUGUAGUGGAGAACAAAAGAAGCCGACCAUCUUUCAUAUUCAGGUCUGA
Molecule: messenger RNA, 1050 nt
Organism: Cyprinodon variegatus (sheepshead minnow)
Lineage: Eukaryota; Metazoa; Chordata; Actinopteri; Cyprinodontiformes; Cyprinodontidae
Product: free fatty acid receptor 3-like
Exons: 1
Coding region: 1-1050 (349 amino acids)
Biological process (GO): positive regulation of calcium ion transport; positive regulation of cytosolic calcium ion concentration; response to fatty acid
Cellular component (GO): plasma membrane
Molecular function (GO): bioactive lipid receptor activity
Source: RefSeq, a predicted model, not a curated record